Trifolium pratense (red clover) is the source of this 961-nucleotide messenger RNA. Its product is annotated as ADP-ribosylation factor-like. Gene Ontology annotation, cellular component: cytoplasm. The record is from RefSeq and is a predicted model, not a curated record. Gene Ontology annotation, biological process: vesicle-mediated transport; intracellular protein transport. The transcript is spliced from 7 exons. The coding region runs from base 158 to 703 and encodes 181 amino acids. NCBI's taxonomy places the organism in Eukaryota, Viridiplantae, Streptophyta, Magnoliopsida, Fabales, Fabaceae. Gene Ontology annotation, molecular function: GTPase activity; GTP binding.
CAAAUAAGUAAUAAUUAUUUGUUAUCAUUAAAAAUGAGGAUUGUGAUUCGAUAAAAAGUGGUAUAAAAUCAUAAAAAAACUUCAUAUUUGCAAACACCAAAACCAACCACGAGAAGAGAUCUCGUUUCCUCUCUCAAAUCUCAAAGAGUAGUUGAAAAUGGGUCUGUCAUUCACGAAGCUGUUUAGCCGGCUUUUCGCGAAGAAGGAGAUGCGUAUACUUAUGGUCGGUCUCGAUGCCGCUGGUAAGACCACCAUUCUGUAUAAGCUCAAGCUUGGAGAAAUUGUCACCACCAUUCCCACCAUUGGGUUUAAUGUGGAAACUGUGGAGUAUAAGAACAUCAGCUUUACUGUCUGGGAUGUUGGAGGCCAGGACAAGAUUCGUCCUCUGUGGAGACAUUACUUCCAAAACACACAAGGGCUUAUUUUUGUUGUUGAUAGUAACGAUCGAGAUCGUGUUGUUGAAGCUAGGGAUGAGUUGCACAGGAUGUUAAAUGAGGAUGAGUUGAGAGAUGCUGUGCUUUUAGUUUUUGCAAACAAACAAGAUCUUCCAAAUGCUAUGAAUGCUGCUGAAAUAACUGAUAAGCUUGGUCUUCAUUCACUUCGUCAGCGUCACUGGUAUAUCCAGAGCACAUGCGCCACUUCUGGCGAAGGACUUUAUGAAGGUCUUGACUGGCUCUCAAACAACAUUGCAAACAAGGCUUAGUUAUUGUUAGUAAUGGGCUGCAUGAAGUUCAGUUGAGAUUAGAGAUUUAUGAUUUCAAAUGUUUGAAUGUGGUUACCCUGUUUAAAAUUUUACCAGCUCUAGCAUGUAUUGUUUCAUUUGUUUUUGAAAAAGAACAAACGUACCUAGUAGGUUUAAUACAUUUGCAAUUGUUUUUCCGUGUAUAACCUAAAAUCAUUGUUUCACCCAUUGAUCUGUGUGGUCAAUUAACUCAUUGAAAGCUUUUACAUUUAUACAUGA